CUAUGUGCGUUGCUAUGUACGUUGCUAUGUGCGUUGCUAUGAGAUAAUAAAUAACACCGAUGAUUUACUCUCAGUGUUCAGAAUGAUCAGAGGUCUUUUCCCCUUUCUACUCUUAAUCCAUUCAACAGCUACUUCUUAUAAAGGGGAGAAAGUUUACAGACUAGCCCUGGCGACAGAGAGGGAUGUUGAGGACGUUUUUAGUUUUAUUGAACAUACUCGAGAUUAUUUAGAUUAUUGGUCUACGGAGUUGCAUGUCGGAGGACAUGUUGAUGUUCGGUUAUCAAAACAGCAAGCUCAGCUCCUGGAAACUCAGCAGCUGCAUAACAUCUCAUAUUCUGUUCAAAUAGAUGAUAUCCAGAAACUUCUCAGUCGGAGUGGAAGCAGCAGGACGAAACGCUCGAGCGAUGUUGACUACGUUUAUACGAAGUACAACAACGCAGCAGCUACCCACAGAGAGAUGUACCGAUUAGCAGCCCUGCACCCCAACAUUACUAGACUUGUGGGCGUCGGGAGUACCCACCAGGGCAGACCUCUCCUAGUCAUGGAAAUAGUGGGAACAAAUAAGGAGAGGAACUGCCCGAUGGUGUGGGUGGAUGGAGGUCUCCACGCCAGAGAAUGGAUCACUGUGGCUGCUUCAAUGCUCUUCAUUAAGAAGCUGUUAGAUGGCUACGGGACUGAUGACUACAUAACUGACUUGCUUGAUAAAACCAAGUUUGCGAUUCAGCCGCUGGCGAACCCGGACGGUUACGCAUACUCCUGGAAUAGUGAGAGACUCUGGAGGAAAAAUAGAUCACCUACUUCUGUAGCCUGGUGCAAGGGAGUUGAUCUGAACCGAAACUUCGACAUUAACUUUGGAGGACCAGGGGCUAGUGAUUUCUCCUGCUCUGAGAUCUACAACGGCCCCAACGCGUUUAGCGAGCACGAAUCACAAGGAAUAGCUCGUUACCUGUCCAGCGUGAGACACAAACUGCUGGCCUACUUCUCCUUGCACUCUUACGGGCAGAUGUGGCUCACACCUCUCAGUUACACCAGGAGGAAGGUUGAGGACCGCUCCGCACAUUUGGACGUUGCUGACCACGCUACACGGGCAAUAAGAGAGCUGACCGGACAUCGGUACUCUUACGGACCUGCCACAGUGCUCAUGUACGUGACGUCAGGAGACUCCUCUGACUGGGUGUACUCGGAGUUGGACUGUUCGCACACGUACGGGAUAGAACUAGGAGAUCUGGGACGGUACGGAUUCCUCCUCCCUCCCUCUCAUAUCAAACCAGCGGGGAAGGUGGUGUCAGCCGGAAUACUCUCCGCAGUGGAGUUCAUCGCGACCAGCCCCACCAACCUUACCGGCAGGAAGCGUCUCCGCAAGUUUCGACGGAGGAAAUGGAAAAGUUAAAUGAUAUUGGUUGUUUUGCGGAGUGGUUGUGAGGCGUUGCUUGGCAACACUAACGAAGUGGGUGCUCGACUUUUGAUCUCAGCUUUUCAUGUCCUUUCGUUAUUUUUAAUCCUUAGUUGCAAAACGAUGAACGCUGAAUUAAUUUAUAUAUUUAUUACAUUGAAAUAUUUGAUAUUUUGAUACAUGUACAAAUAAGAUAUUGAGUGUCGAUGGCUAACCCCAUGCUGCACGCAAUAACAACAUUAAACUCAUUUUAUUCUCUUGAGGUAAGUACCGUGAUGUGAGUUGUUUAACUUUCACUUUCACUUUCACUAUCCAUUAACUAACUCAUUUUAUUCUUUUUAGGUAGGUACCGUGUUGUACUAAACCGUCCCCCGUAAAUUCGAACUUUCCUUUUUCUUGACGACCCUGAAAUUGAUAAUUUAGUCAGAAAUUAUUUAGUAUACGAAAAUAACAUUUCCAAGACUUUAUUAUUAUUC
Molecule: messenger RNA, 1869 nt
Organism: Bolinopsis microptera
Lineage: Eukaryota; Metazoa; Ctenophora; Tentaculata; Lobata; Bolinopsidae
Product: carboxypeptidase B-like
Exons: 8
Coding region: 83-1390 (435 amino acids)
Biological process (GO): proteolysis
Molecular function (GO): metallocarboxypeptidase activity; zinc ion binding
Source: RefSeq, a predicted model, not a curated record